Molecule: messenger RNA, 1104 nt
Organism: Echinococcus granulosus
Lineage: Eukaryota; Metazoa; Platyhelminthes; Cestoda; Cyclophyllidea; Taeniidae
Product: Minor histocompatibility antigen H13
Exons: 9
Coding region: 1-1104 (367 amino acids)
Biological process (GO): membrane protein proteolysis
Cellular component (GO): membrane; lumenal side of endoplasmic reticulum membrane; cytoplasmic side of endoplasmic reticulum membrane
Molecular function (GO): aspartic endopeptidase activity, intramembrane cleaving
Source: RefSeq, a predicted model, not a curated record
AUGAGUCAAGCCGACGGGGCUUUGAAUGGAACAUUAGCAAGUAAUGUCACUAGGAUAUUUACACCUGAUGUUGGACUAACUACGGGAGCCUUAUUUCUCAUGGCUAUCAUUCCCAUAUACAUUGGCGCACACAAAUCAAUUAAAGCUCUCAAGGAGUCCCUUGAACCGGAUGCGACUGAUAUUACCGUUUUCCGUCGAGAUGAAGCCGUUAUGCUCCCAAUCUAUGCUAGUUGUGCUCUUUUUGGCAUUUUCUUGGUGUUUAAGAUAUUUGCCGCUGAGCACAUCAACAUGCUGCUAUCGAUAUACGCCCUCCUUAUCGGCACUUACACUGUGUUCUUCCUCAUCAGAUCACAUGCUGUACGGCUGUUUCCGCGGCAUCUUCGAAACACACACUUCACUUUAAUACUCACUGAGUCGGAGAGUGACUCUCCUAUACCACAAAAAGAAUCGGGGCGAUUUCAGUUUGAGAGGAGGGAUGCCGUUCCCCUGGCAAUCGCACUAUCGGUCGGGCUAGUCUAUGUGUGCUCUAAACACUGGGUCGCUAAUAAUAUCAUAAGUAUUGCGAUCGCUAUCGCGGGUAUUGAGCACCUUCAUCUGGAUAGAGCUAUCAAUGGGUGCGUUCUGCUUUGCGGUCUCUUCGUCUACGAUGUUUUUUGGGUCUUUGGAACUGGUGUCAUGGUCUUUGUUGCCACAAAUUUCGAUGCACCAGUCAAAGUCGUCUUCCCGCGAGAUUUUUUGACAAACGGAUUCUUUUCAAAGGACGUUGGAAUGCUUGGUCUGGGCGAUAUUGUUGUUCCCGGCAUCUUCUUGGCCUUGCUCCUGAGAUUUGACAAUAAGUUGGAUCGUAAUGGCAGUCGUCUCUAUUUUUGGACCGGUUACGUGGCUUACAUCAUUGGCCUGCUAGCCACUUUCGCCGUUCUGUACAUCUUCCGCCAUGCCCAACCUGCACUUCUCUACCUCGUUCCUACGUGCUUGGGAUUCCCUCUCGCCAUGGCACUCAUCAAGGGUGAUUUUAACGAACUGAUGGCUUACAAAGACAUUCCUUUGGAGGUGGAGGAACGCGUCAAGGCUAACCGGGAGGCUGCUGAAAAGAAGGGCGAGUAA